Amoebophrya sp. A25 is the source of this 4890-nucleotide messenger RNA. The record is from the annotation of a GenBank genome assembly. NCBI's taxonomy places the organism in Eukaryota, Dinophyceae, Syndiniales, Amoebophryaceae.
GCCCAUGAUCAUUGAUUAUAUGUUUCGAGGUUGGUAUUGAGAUAAAGAUAGUCAUAGUCUCUGACUGGAGUAGCAAGUAGCUGUAGCCGAUAAUCAUGGCUCCUGCUACAAAGAGCACCACUCCACGAGCGGUGGCCCCGUCCCCACGCACCAACACGAUGAUGCCUCGUGGAGCAGCAACAACUACGCCUCAUGGAGGAGCAACGACCCCCAGGCUAGGAAUGGAGCGUCCACGUCCUCCUGGCAUCCCAAAACUAGCACUGCCACAACUAAAAGGCCUCGUGGGGCCAACUAUGGAGGCGUCGACCCUUCCCAUGCGGGAUGACAGUUAUUUGCUACACACGACGCCUAGGACAGAACGCGUCGAUGCUUUCUCAGCGAGAGCUAUGGCAGAACAUACCAAGGCGGGUUUUGUAGGGCGAGGAGCAAGUUCUAGCAGUGUUUCAUCUUGUCGCGAUGCACCAGUCCUACAUCAACCUGGCGCAGCUUCUUCAUCAAGCAGUAACUCGUAUUUUAGGUACAACAUCAACGAGGAAUCAGGCGCUCGCGCAGAUCCACCACGAAGGCUGAUCGUGAAAAGCUCAAAUAUGAAGCAAUAUUCUGGUAGAGGACAUGGUCAACAUGGAUACAACCAAGGCAAGAUCCGCGCAGCGGCGCGACCUACAUGGCGUCGAGAAGAUCAUCCUGCAGUGUCACCAAGGACGGUUCUAGGAGGAGGCAAAAUCACGGUGAGCGUGAGUGGAGAAGAAUCUCCCGUAUUCAGAAAAAAUUGGAGGAGAGAACCUCUACAGCUAGAAGCACGUCCUUGUGGAGAGCCGACAAGCGCUAGAGGCGUGCCGCUUUUGAGAAAGGUAGAAUCGGUAGACUUUCACUUGUGACUCUUGUUACUCUUCUUUACUCUUUUUAGUCUCAUAACUGUAAGAAAGUAUUUAAAUUCUGGAUGAUCAUUGCGCGUUCUUUUGCGCUGUUCUCUCCGCUUCAAUAAAGCUUAUUUGAAUGAAAAUGACUGUUGAUCCAUUAUGAUAAUAUAUUUUUAGAUUAAAAAAAAAAAUAGACUUGUUAUAGUUAUAUAGUAUAUUAUACUCAUGAUUUAGAAGCACGAGCACGACACACUCACUCGUGUUCUUAGCAAGAUGAAGCCUUAAGCUUUCACAUUCACGACCACUACUCUACAGAGACCACUCGACGCAGAGAAAAGCAGUCCUCGCCUUUUUCCUGGUGUCACCGAUAGAAGGGACAAAUUUGAAGCGAAGUUGCAAAGCCUAUAUGCUGAGUACGCACAAGCAGGGGAGUUAGACGCUAUCCACCUUCCGGAAAUGCUACAGAAGCUGUUCAAGGGUACUUUAUAGAGGACCGAAUAGCGCAUACCAUACCCGCGCAAAAUCACAUCCCCACUAAUCCUUCGGACCCCAGGAAGGACGCGGCGCGCGACUGUUCUUUCGGGGGUAGUGGCUGUGUGCGUAUCAUUUGCAUCGGGAUCGGCGCGCGCUUCUUUUAUUCUUUUGUUCGCUCUAGACAGAUUUCGAGCCUUUGAGGCUGCAGCGAUGGGCAGGCAGCUGCCGACAGCUAUUGCCCACAUGAAAGAACUGCUAGACCUGGCGCUUGCCCCUGCGGCUUCCCUUCUCCCACUCGGAUGGAGCACAGUAACGAUAGAGGCCCCGCACCUUGUCCCUCCGUGCUUGAGGCUCGUCACGCACAGGACAGCGGAAUAGGGGCUCCUGCGAGAGCUAGGGCCAGGCCUGCAGUUCUUACGGCAGCAUCGCAGAAUGCGUGAAGGGUAGUCUAGCCCAAGGGCUUCGGAGGCAGCGCGGGCGGUGCCAGGUGUGUGCGGCCUGGUCUGCAACACAUUGGAGAUGGGGGGCAACGGAUUUGGCUUCCCGCAGGUGCAACCCCGUAGAGGCCAGGCGCGCACUAGGUGCGGCCGGCGGGCGGGCAGCCUACCGGCCUGGCCGUGCUCUGCUUGCAUGGUGAAGAUCUUCGCAAGCGAGCUUCACAGCCAACCGGGCCAGCAAAAGAGGCGGCGGCGCUUUUAGUUGUCCCGCAGAGUCCUAAGGCCUACCCAAAGUUCGCACCUGUGGAGUGGCUGGAUUUAUGGAGAGCGCUGGCCCGUCGGUUCAUCCUCACCGCGACCCGCCCGGGCUUGCAGCUCGCCGCGCUCCGCGGCUUCUCGUAGCAUCUGGGGGCGCAGCCGCAAGAGCGCCAGCAGUGAAGAAGAUGCGGCUGUGCCUAGCUGGGCGGCAGAGUCACUCAGCCGGUGCAGUGAGCUCCUAAAGGCUGGCGGUAUAUGAACGCGGGAAGGCCGUUCUUUGCAAUGGUUUGGUCACCAAACUUUGGUGUGAGCAACGCCGGAAGCCUCAAAGCAGCAAGGGCAUUGCUCUGCGAUGAAAAUGAGCGCAAAGCUUGGCGGGGGUAUCUCGCUAGUGAACAGCGAAAGACCCCCGCAGCAGCCCUCACCAGCUUCACGACAAACGCGGGCACUUUUUGGCCACACUUUCGCCCUGGUCUUCCAUACUUAUCUUCACGGCGCACAUAUCUGACGAGCGGCACAUGGGCGCACCCGUCCCGAGAGACGUGGAACGAAGGCGGCAUGGGGGAGGCGCUCACUCGGUAAGCGCGUGCGCUGCAUGUGGGAGAAGAGACGCGCGGCAUGCCUCUAGCCAAGGGGGCGGCGUCUCCAAUCAGUGGCAUCGCCGCGGCUGUUGUCUUCGGCGGGAACGUAGAGCGGGGCCCUCGGCUUGAUGUUUUACGAUGGAGAAGCGGGGCCAGCGGAUGGCCUGAAGAGCUUACGCCCCGCGCCAUGACAUCGGGAAGAUUAGGACACGGACCAGGAGCCAGCAAAGUGGCGAGCUGCUUCGCGGUCAGGUCUUCGGAAAGCUGAAAGCAUAAAACUCCCAACAUGUCCCAAAAACCCGCCGGGAAGCACGACGCACGCGCACGCGCAAAGUUCGCCAAAGAAGUGGCCGACUUCGCCGCCCAUCAAACUGCUGCAAGCGCCGUGGGCUGUGCCCGCUUCAGGCGCCAACGAACCGCGGCGGGCUCGCGGCGCGCCAAAGUUAGCGCAGCGCCAAAGCCGGACGACGUAGGCAGAGCUUCUUUCUAUGUUCUUGCUAACAAGCCAAAAACGCGCACGACGCAGGGAAGCCGCCACGCCGAUGGCGUUUGCAUGACUGUCAGCACGCAGGGGCGAGGCGGAUGCGGCGCCUUUCGUUUGGCAGUUUGUGCCUGGGGGGAAUGGCUUCGCUGGAUCUUUUGGCGCUCAUGGGGACAGCCACAGCGGUGGCAAUUGUGUGAGCAAGUAAUGGCUUCGGUUUUCGCGCGCCUCGUUGGUGUCUUAAUUUGCGGAGGUGGAGGCCCUCUCCGUCCAGUGUCCAGCUUGCUGGCUUGAAUUCAACAGCGCCAGAAGUGCUUACCUGGGCGGCUUGGUAUAUCUAUGCUAGCCCCGCGCCAGGUGUUCGGGCUGUGUGUUCUUCUUUCUAUCAGCAUGGCUUAGGCUUGGCGCCUUUUCUAGUAGCUACAGCUAGUGGCCCCGUGCGUCCUCUUCUGUGGGGCAUACUUGUCUUGCGGACCAGUUGCCACGAAUGUGGGCUUUGCUUGGCUUUGUGCUCUGUUCUCUUUUGUGCCCUCGCCCUCUGUCGCUUGACGGCGUCGACUACACUCCCAAGCCCAACUACGCCCGCCCCCGCCUCGUACGUGUUGCCUGCACAGUCAGGAGCGAGGCGCGGGCGCGUUGCGUGCGUGUGUAUGCAUCUGUGCCACGGCUGCCCUCGCCUUGGGCAUGUUAGUUUCCCUCGUUUGGCUUUGGUUUGGCUCUAGCAAUUAUCUAUGGUUCUCGCACUGGGUUCGAAGCAGUUAUUUGAACUGGAAGAAAGUGCAGGCGAAGCAACUACAAACUACAAAAAAGCAAAAGGUAGGAACUUCUCACUCUCUUAGACUUAGUACGCUUCAUCUUCUCGUUCUCGCGGAAGCGGAUACAUUCAGAUUCUUACACUUAGUACGCUUCAUCUUCUCGUUCUCGCGGAUACGUUCAGAUUCAUUUUUAGCCACCAUCGACUACAACGAGGUAACCUCUCCCCUACUCUUCUCGCGGAGUUCAAGGCUGGCUUAGCGGAUCAUCUGGGAGAGACAGUGGCUUAUUUGACGGAUGAAGGCAUAUUUUGCGCGCUUGCGCAUUUUAUCCUAGACCACCAGCCUGACGCGGUUCAGAGGACAAUAUUGUUAGACUACGAUGUCGUGGACUUGAAGCGUCGAUCUGUAAUGGCGACAGUCUCAACAGGUGGACGGCAGCAAGGGCUAUUCGUUUUGAACGGUCGAGAUAUGCGGAGGACAGAGAUGAGUACUACUCCCCUCAUUAUUUUGUUUUUGAUUCAGGCCUUCAUCAGUCUGCUCAGGUGAAGGCGGGAGAGCAACCCUUUUUCAACUACAUCCGUAUAGUUUUAAAAUCAAUUCGAGGAACAUUGCGAUCAACAUGUUCCAAAUUCAACAUUCAUGAUUACAUCGAUUCAUAUCACUUAUAACGCACCUUUCUAUCUAAAUCUUGAUCCUCAGCCCUCCGACGCAUGUUUCUCGAGUACAAGAAGGCGCAAGGUGGCAUUGUGAGAAGCGAUGAGUUGCCUACGCUGUUGGAGACAGUAGGCAUCGAGGACAUUAUGAAAGACGGCUACGACAGUUUGCUGGCGUUGUUUCACGAACAAGAUCAACAGACUGGUGGUAUUAAGGCUGGAGGAAAUCCAUCUUUCCCGGCAUCUUGUUCCCGUUUUGAAGGGAAAAUGGCUACGAAGAUGCUCACCGAGAUGGAUUUCUGCAGUGUCUAAUGGUAGCAAGAGUGGUAGUGACGUAGACGAGGUAGACUUUCAAAAGUUCAAAAGGAUUGUGAACCAUCUGACAGGGUGA